GGGGAAAGAGACAGAGAGCGAGAAAGAAAAGAAACUGACACAGACAGACACCGUUUACUCGCGUCCAACAAUGUGGGGUUUUGUAAGUGCAGUGAAAAAUGCACGUCUCGGGAUCACGGUCAGCGGGAUACAGAGAGGGGUAAUUAGUAUGCCGUCCGAGAACCAAAGUGUGAACAGACAGAGCCUCCGUUACGUAACUCAGCUGGGGACUCAGCUGACAGCAAAUGAGGCAAAAGAGACUUUGUUAAAGAAGCAAACUAGUCUCUCCGUGUUGAGUGCUGUGUAAGCUACGCAUUGGAACAUCCAACAGGUGCAGAUCCUGAGACAACUCCAGCAGAUCUCUGUGGUGUAGCAUGCUAAACACAUCGGAUAGUAACGGUAAUUCACCGCGGGACCCAGUGUCUGUCAAUGUAGGAGGAGAGGUAUACACAACUACUCUGGACACCCUCACCCGUUGCCGUGACUCCAUGCUUGGCGCAAUGUUCACUGGGCAGAUCCCUUUACUGAGAGACCGGCGUGGAAACUUCUUCAUCGAUCGCGACGGGAAAGUUUUUCGCUACAUCCUCAAUUACCUGCGCUCCAACAGCCUCGAUUUGCCUGAGGACUUUAACGAACUGGCGCUGCUGAAGCGCGAGGCGGAUUUCUUCCAGAUUCGCCCGUUGCUUGAUGAGAUUCGGCGUCAUGAGACAGGUGGUGGUACAACAAGCUGCCGUGCCGCUAUGUUAAAUGUCACCACGGAAAGUGAGAUGCGUGUUCUGCACUUCAACUUAAAGCGUGGUCCUGAAAACUAUGAGUUAAGGUCGUGCGCUAUACGUGUUCAUGUAGCCACUCUUUUCUGCACAUCUCGCGCAGUCCUCGAUGUUCUGUGCGCGCGUUUUUCAUACACAGCAAGAGACGGUCCUGUUUCGCCCCAACCAAGCAACUCCCGUCAGAACUGCCUGCGUUUGGAGUGGGUCCCAUGCCCCGACGAGCUGCCUCGAGACCAGCACGAGAAGCACGGAUUCCGUGAGCUGAGAACAGAGUCUGCUUCUGAGCUGCGUGAUUCGCGCGCCUUCAUGGAGGAACUACUGCGAGUCGCUUUGGGAGAGGGUUUCCGAGUGGACUCUGUGUUCCCGGACCCCUCAGAUAUUCUGAACUGUAAUACUCUGCGGUUUGUGCGAUAUUGAGUCGCGUCGUAGAAAUAGGCUAUCAAAGGUCAACUGUUUACCAUGUUUUCUUUCUUGUUGUGAAAUUACUUAAAUACUACAACUCUAAGCCUAUAUUUGGAUAGGCUACAUAUGCCUCUGCUGUCAGUUCCCUAAUGCUGUCACCGUUAGAAACACUGAAAAGCGCACACAAACACAAAAAAAUAGUUCAUAUGGUCGUCUACUAUUAUCACUAUUUGUAGAUUCAAUUAAUUCUACUUAAAGAAACAAUACAUAUCACUCAAUAAAAAGUUUUGUAAGCAA
Messenger RNA from Alosa alosa (allis shad), 1448 nucleotides. Its product is annotated as BTB/POZ domain-containing protein KCTD11-like. The transcript has a single exon. NCBI's taxonomy places the organism in Eukaryota, Metazoa, Chordata, Actinopteri, Clupeiformes, Clupeidae. Bases 354 to 1166 code for a protein of 270 amino acids. Gene Ontology annotation, molecular function: protein binding. The record is from RefSeq and is a predicted model, not a curated record. Gene Ontology annotation, biological process: protein homooligomerization.